CUCCACACACACACACACACACGCAACGAUGGGCAACGAACUGAGCAAGGAGAUCAAGCGGUCCAAGCUGACCAAGCAGCUCAACCUUGGGUACCGCGAGCUCGACUCGGUGCCCAAGAAGGUGCUCAAGGCCGUCCACUUGGAGGAGCUUGUCCUCUCAGGCAACCUCCUUGGCGGCUUCCCCAUCGGUCUGGUCGCCCUGGUCAACCUGCGGGUCCUCGACGUUGCCGGUAACGGCAUCGAGCAGUUGCCGCCCGAGAUCAAGGCGCUGUCCGGGCUGGAGACGGUCAACUUUGGCUUUAACAAGCUCGAGGUGCUCCCGGCGGAGAUCGGAAACAUGAAGAACCUGACCCACCUCGACGUCUCGCACAACCAGCUGGUGGAGAUCCCGCCCGAAGUUGGAUGGCUUCCCAACAUUACCUCGCUCGACCUCUCCGACAACCUGUUGCAGGAUUUGCCACCGUCGCUGGCCGAUCUGACCAAGCUGGAGAAGCUCAACAUCCUGCACAACCAGUUCAGCUUCCUCCCGUUGGUCCUCUGUCGCAUCGCGCCCAUGGAGACGCUCGACAUGUCCGAGGGCGUCAUCACGACUCUCAACGAAGAGUGUCUCUCGCAGCUGACAAACUUCCGUGUCCUCAACCUCUCGCACAACAAGAUUACCUCACUGCCAGAGGAGGCUACCGUCGCCCUCUGGGCCCUUCGUGACAUCAACCUCUCCCACAACCCCAUCGAGGACUGGCCCACAAAGGUCCGCCAGAUGUCCAACAUCACCUUCAACUGGACUUCGCUCGCCUGAGUCGAAGCCCUCACCCAUCCGUAUCCCCCCAAGCAAAAGCAGCAACAGUUCUCCC
Messenger RNA from Thecamonas trahens ATCC 50062, 851 nucleotides. RefSeq lists its product as uncharacterized. The coding region runs from base 29 to 796 and encodes 255 amino acids. The transcript is spliced from 2 exons. Gene Ontology annotation, molecular function: protein binding. Lineage: Eukaryota; Apusomonadida; Apusomonadidae. The record is from RefSeq and is a predicted model, not a curated record.